AUGAGCCCUCUCACUUCACGGACGCGUCCAGGAGGCCGCAAGAAGAACCUUGGUUCGUCUGCAAAAGAGUACAGCAAGACGAUCGACCAUUCAGAUCACAGACACUAUCAUUUCUGUUCGCAGAACAGACAACGGAGCGACGACAUCUACGAAGAUGCAGAUGUUCGCUUGCGCUCAUCACGGCAAAACCGUUAUGUAUCGCUGAGACUUCGUUCAUUCGUUCGCGCACCAUUGAACUCACGCGUCGGCGCAUCUGCUUCGAUACAGGCUAAGACAAAGGGGAAGGCAAAGGAAGAUGUGUUGGACAAUCUUCUCGUAGAUAUACAAGAGGCUUUGAUUGUAGAGGAUCUCCUCUAUGUUCUGAUGGACAUCGAGGAACAUAUAUUUCCCAUUAUCCUGAACACUCGCCAGAAGAUGACGACCCACUGAAGGGAAUACAUCUUGUUGUGUCCUUUCCCCUAGAUUCGUCCCUUCGAGACCUAACAGAACGGCUAGUGCUAUCUCCUCUUUUGUAGAGAGCCGCAGCCACCUCGAUUUUGGGCUUGUCCUUGCACUCUGCGCUGCUAUCUGGGCAUGCUCGAGGUCAAUUCCCCCCAUGGCUCAGGCGUCGUCUUACUUACCCCUUGAAAGGACUACAAAAAGUAUAUAUUAGCAAUCAAUGUCCUUACACUCGACUACAACGUGAUAUUCCCGCUUUCGCUCGUCAUCUCUCGCAAAACGAUUUUGCGUUACCAGCUCCUCUUCCGUUUUCUCUUACUUCUC
This is a messenger RNA of Suillus subalutaceus, 762 nucleotides long. RefSeq lists its product as uncharacterized. The record is from RefSeq and is a predicted model, not a curated record. The transcript has 6 exons. NCBI's taxonomy places the organism in Eukaryota, Fungi, Basidiomycota, Agaricomycetes, Boletales, Suillaceae. The coding region runs from base 1 to 429 and encodes 142 amino acids.